Molecule: messenger RNA, 2994 nt
Organism: Schistocerca piceifrons (Central American locust)
Lineage: Eukaryota; Metazoa; Arthropoda; Insecta; Orthoptera; Acrididae
Product: coiled-coil domain-containing protein 177
Exons: 12
Coding region: 963-2891 (642 amino acids)
Source: RefSeq, a predicted model, not a curated record
CAGUGUGAUGUGAUGGCUAUGGUUUGUGAAGCGAACUUUAUGAGUGACUUCGUACAAUGUCACUUUUCUCUGUUUAAUUAUAAUUAAUCGUCUGUGAGUUACGUUCGUAUUAAAUAAAUCCGUUAGAUGAAAGCAAACGCUUGUUGAUCGCUAUUGAUUUUUUGUCCGGUUCUCGCAGCAGUACCUGCAGUAUUUCGUCCAUAACGCCACCGAUUAAAUAGUUACAGUAUUGUUGAAACUAUAAAGUGACAUCGAUUUUAUUAUAGCCUGUGAUGUUUUGUAAAUACGAAAGAUUAUGGCUCGAACUGUCAAACGCAAUUCAACGGUAAGAUGACAUCGGAUCAUCUCUGUAAUUUCCAGCGAAUAAGCAGUUUGUUAUGAUGCUCACCGGCUAUAGGAAAUGUGCGUUGUGUUUGUAUUUGGGAGAUUGCACAAAGAGACUUCCGCACGGUUGGGGCUAUGCACCUUAUUUAGAAGGGCUCUUAACGUUAUUUUUACUUUGAUGUGAAUGUAAUUUAGAACGUAGUGUAAGUAUUCCCGCAAAGUUUAGGCAGUUCUUGUUGUAUUGCCCCAGAAGCUGUCACUGAACUGAGGAACAGAAAAUAAGUCCAGACGAAUUUUUGGAUUAGACCGGAACAGAUAAAAGGUUAUGAAAAAUGAAAUAGUAAUGCCAGCAUCCCCCACGAAAAUUAUGCCAGAAUGUUGCUUGAGAAUGACUCAGUUGAAGCUUGUAGCAGCAGUAGCUUUCACGCGUUGUAUUAUAUGGAAUUUCAAUCACGACGCACCGGACGCCGGAACUGCUGAGGGACUUUGUGCCCGUAGAACUCCUCCGUAAGAGUGUUGAAGAAUACAGAGAAGAACUGGGCCUCUCAUCAGAUGAAGUCUAUAAAUUAUAUAUUGUGCAAGAGAGGGAAAGAUUAAAUAAGCUGGAGAUAUGCAGAGCAAUUCGAAACUCAUUGUUAAUGUGUUCCAAUAGGGGCCAAAUGAAAGAGAACUAUCCUCCUUUUGAUGUAUCGUCUGACAUCUCAAGGAUUCCAGAAGGAUCUCCGAAGGAAGUGCAGCUGAACAAAGAAACCAAUUCAAAAGCAAGAAAACAAGCUUCAGAAGUACGACACAACAAGAAACAGAGUAACAAAAUUAAGAGUGUGCAGUCAAAAACUCACAGUUAUCAGAAUCAUAUUAAACAUAGAGUUUCUCAUGGAGUAACAACUUCUGCAGAAGAUAGAUAUGGAAGCUCAGCUGCAACAUCAACUGCACCUUCACCAACUGUAUCUGUAAGAAAGAGGCAUACUUACUUGACUGCUGGCGGCCUUUGUGGCAAUCAUUUGUCCAGAUAUGUAGUGACAAAUGACAGGUCAGGGCCAGAAAUAUACGAGCCUUCUACAACUGAAACUUCAGCAUCUUCCAUAUCUAGUGGAGAUUCACCAACGGUUUCUGGGAAAAGAACAAAACAUUGUGGAAGUAAUAGACAUAGAAGUCCAUGUGGAAAGACAAAACAGAAAUUAUGCUGGCCUGUACCAUCUCCUUAUUCUGAUAAAGAACAAACAAAAUCCUUAUCUCAGAUAUGGAAUUCUGAGGAUAAAAACCAAGGUCUGUGCUGUAAACUUAGAUCCAGCUAUGAUUCCAACAACAACAGUAGUGGAGACACAAACAUUUCAACAUUAGCAUGCUACUCUAACCCAUGGAAGAUUGAUAGUUUCAGCUCUGAAAAUCUUCACAUACCUGAACACGAUCGACGGAUCCUGAUGUCAAUGGCAUUCAAGAAAGAAAUGGAACGUGCGAGCGAUCAAUUUGCUCACCAAGCACAUUUGCUGUGGGAACGUGAUCGAGAAGAAAGAGAGCAGUAUACAAAUGAGCAAGCUCAGUUCCAGAAAGAGUUAUUGGCUGAAAAACGGCGCAUUGAAAGUGCUGAAAAUGCUAGAAAGUUGGAAGAAACAAAGCUCAGUCUUCGCAAAUCACAAUUACGGCUUGAGAGGAGCAUAAUGGAAAAAGAAGAGAGGGCAGCCAUGCGAAAGAAAAUCGCUGAAGAAAGAAAGAUGAGUGGAAUAAGUGAAAGAAGUUUAAGUGCUGCAAGACACCGUUCUGAGAUUGAGGCUGCACAUCGACAGAUGGAAACUGAAAUGCUCAUUUGGCAGCAAACACUUGACCAGAAACAGAAGGAAAGGUUGCAGAAAGCUGAAGACACUAGGCUGCAUCAUCGUGAGACUUAUCGUAGGAGAGUGGCAAGUGCAAAUAGAGUUGAGGAACUGCGGCACCAGGAGAGGUGGCAACAAGUGCGUGAAGAAACAGAAGCUGCUUUGAGAGAAUUACGCCAGCACUGUCGUGCACGUGAACAGAGAGCUCAAGAGAAAUAUGAUAAGAUGUUACAAGAAAGAGAUCGUCAGAUAAAAGGACAGAGUUUAGAAAGAGCUAUAAAAUUCCAACAAGUUCGCCAGUUGCACGAUGACUUGGAACGUGGAUUUGAAAAGUGGCAGAAACAAGUGAAGACACUGCAGUGUGAAGCAACUCAAAAGGCUGAACACAGGGCAACAAGACAAGUUGAGAGCAAGAGACAGCGGGUUGAAACAGAGAAUCGUGCUAGGCAGCGCCAUCACACACGACUCAUGGAAAGAAUUAACCGUGAGGAUGAAGCAAGAAUACAGUACAUACGUGAAGUAAUAGCCCGAAAGGAAGCAAAAAUGAAACAGAUGGCUGAGGAACGUGAUCUGGCUAUCAGAGAAUCCAGGCGUCAGGCUCAGGCUACAGCAGAUUUAAGGGAGCAUUUACGGUGUACAUUGUCUCCAGAAACAUUUGACAGGAAAGUAGCUCGAGUAACACUGGAAGCUCGUGUGACUGCCAGACCACCAACAGCCAGUCCACCUCUCACACGCUCACAUAUAUUCCUUGGAUGAUAUUUGUUGUGUAGUUUUAUUGAUCUGUUGUCAAAUUGCAACCAGAGCUUUUUACAUGCUGUAUGCAAAUGGCUUAAUUAAAAUGUGCUACAUUUACAUGAAA